GGCCGUAGCGCAGGGCCGGAAGCGACGGCGCGCUGUCUGCGGGGUUCGAUCGCUGAAGCGCACUAAGCUCAGAGCUGUCCGUCCCGCUCCUUCUGACAGCACCCAGUGGGACCGGCUGUCGCCAUGUCAUCUGUGAGUCCUAUCCAGAUCCCCAGCCGCCUCCCGCUGCUGCUGACCCACGAAGGCGUGCUGCUGCCCGGCUCCACUAUCCGCACCAGCGUGGACACGGCCCGCAACCUGCAGCUGGUGCGGAGCCGGCUGCUCAAGGGCACGUCGCUGCAGAGCACCAUCCUGGGUGUCAUCCCCAACACACCCGACCCCACCAGCGACGCGCAGGACCUGCCUCCGCUGCACAGGAUUGGGACAGCUGCACUGGCGGUUCAGGUUGUGGGCAGUAACUGGCCCAAGCCCCACUAUACGUUGCUGAUUACAGGCCUGUGCCGGUUCCAGAUUGUCCAGGUCUUAAAAGAGAAGCCAUAUCCUGUUGCUGAAGUGGAACAGUUGGACCGGCUUGAGGAAUUUCCCAAUACCUGCAAAACCAGGGAGGAGCUGGGAGAACUCUCAGAACAGUUUUACAAAUAUGCAGUACAAUUGGUUGAAAUGUUGGAUAUGUCUGUCCCUGCAGUUGCUAAAUUGAGACGUCUUUUAGAUAGUCUUCCAAGGGAAGCUUUGCCAGACAUUCUCACUUCAAUUAUUCGAACAAGCAACAAAGAGAAACUUCAGAUUUUAGAUGCUGUUAGCCUAGAGGAGCGAUUCAAGAUGACCAUACCAUUGCUUGUCAGGCAAAUUGAAGGUCUGAAAUUGCUUCAGAAAACCAGAAAACCCAAGCAAGAUGAUGAUAAGCGGGUUAUAGCAAUACGCCCUAUUAGAAGACUCACACACAUCCCAGGUACUUUAGAAGAUGAGGAUGAGGAUGAAGAUAAUGAUGAUAUUGUCAUGUUAGAGAAAAAAAUACGAACAUCCAGUAUGCCAGAGCAGGCCCAUAAAGUCUGUGUCAAAGAGAUAAAAAGACUCAAAAAAAUGCCUCAGUCAAUGCCAGAAUAUGCUCUGACUAGAAAUUAUUUGGAACUUAUGGUAGAACUUCCUUGGAACAAAAGUACAACUGACCGCCUGGACAUUCGGGCAGCCCGAAUUCUUCUGGAUAAUGACCACUAUGCCAUGGAAAAAUUGAAGAAAAGAGUUCUGGAAUACUUGGCUGUCAGGCAGCUGAAAAACAACCUGAAGGGCCCUAUUCUGUGCUUUGUUGGCCCUCCUGGAGUUGGUAAAACAAGUGUGGGAAGAUCAGUGGCCAAGACUUUAGGUCGAGAGUUCCACAGGAUUGCGCUUGGAGGAGUAUGUGAUCAGUCUGACAUUCGAGGACACAGGCGAACCUAUGUUGGCAGUAUGCCUGGUCGUAUAAUCAAUGGCUUGAAGACUGUUGGAGUUAAUAAUCCCGUGUUCCUAUUAGAUGAGGUUGACAAACUGGGGAAAAGUCUGCAGGGUGACCCUGCAGCAGCUUUGCUUGAGGUAUUGGAUCCUGAACAAAACCAUAACUUCACAGAUCAUUAUCUAAAUGUGGCCUUUGACCUUUCCCAAGUUCUUUUUAUAGCUACUGCCAACACCACUGCUACUAUACCACCUGCUUUAUUGGAUAGAAUGGAGAUCAUUCAGGUUCCAGGGUAUACACAGGAGGAAAAGAUAGAGAUUGCCCACAGGCACUUAAUCCCAAAGCAACUGGAACAACAUGGGCUGACUCCUCAACAGAUUCAGAUCCCUCAGGUUACUACUCUUGCCAUCAUCACCAGGUACACCAGGGAAGCAGGAGUUCGUUCUCUGGAUAGAAAGUUUGGGGCCAUUUGCCGCGCUGUUGCCGUGAAGGUUGCAGAAGGACAACAUAAGGAAGCCAAGUUGGACCGUUCAGAUAUAACUGAGGGAGAAGGUUGCAGAGAACACAUCUUAGAAGAUACAAAACCAGAAUCUAUAAGUGACACUACUGACUUGGCCCUACCACCUGAAAUGCCAAUUUUGAUUGAUUUCCAUGCUCUGAAAGACAUCCUUGGGCCCCCGAUGUAUGAAAUGGAGGUAUCUGAGCGUUUGAAUCAACCAGGAGUGGCAAUAGGUUUGGCUUGGACUCCCUUAGGUGGGAAAAUCAUGUUUGUGGAGGCAAGUCGAAUGGAUGGUGAAGGUCAGUUAACACUGACUGGCCAACUAGGGGAUGUCAUGAAGGAGUCUGCCCAUCUUGCUAUUAGCUGGCUCCGCAGCAAUGCAAAGAAAUACCAUCUGACUAAUGCUUUUGGAAGUUUUGAUCUUCUUGACAACACAGACAUCCAUCUGCACUUCCCAGCUGGAGCUGUCACAAAAGAUGGACCAUCUGCUGGUGUUACCAUAGUAACCUGUCUCGCCUCACUUUUUAGUGGGCGGUUGGUACGUUCAGAUGUAGCCAUGACUGGAGAAAUUACACUAAGAGGUCUUGUUCUUCCAGUGGGUGGAAUUAAAGACAAAGUUCUGGCAGCACACAGAGCAGGAUUAAAGCAAAUCAUUAUUCCUCAGAGGAAUGAGAAGGACCUUGAAGAAAUCCCAAGCAAUGUACGACAGGACUUAAGUUUUGUCACAGCAAGCUGCCUGGAUGAAGUUCUUAAUGCAGCUUUUGAUGGUGGCUUUACUGUCAAGACCAGACCUGGUCUUGUAAAUAGCAAGUUAUAGGCCCAAAACUUAACUUGUUAGAAUUUAAUGUUUGAAGUACUGAAAGAGACUGACAAGUUCGAUUUUAUUCACAUCAGUAAGAGUAAUCACAAGAGUAAUGAACCUCAUUCAACUAGCGGCUAAUGUUUAUUAUGAAAACAUGAUCUGUUAAUAAACUGAUAAAAGUAAAAUCCUUGUCUUCAGUGGAAUCCUUAGUCCUCAGUGUAGUCCACAGAACCCCAGCAUCUGUAUUACUUGAGAACUUGUUAGAAAUAAAAAUUGUCAGAGCCA
This is a messenger RNA of Ictidomys tridecemlineatus (thirteen-lined ground squirrel), 2952 nucleotides long. It is a transcript of the gene Lonp2, whose product is annotated as lon peptidase 2, peroxisomal. The record is from RefSeq and is a predicted model, not a curated record. NCBI's taxonomy places the organism in Eukaryota, Metazoa, Chordata, Mammalia, Rodentia, Sciuridae. Gene Ontology annotation, molecular function: serine-type endopeptidase activity; ATP hydrolysis activity; ATP-dependent peptidase activity. Gene Ontology annotation, biological process: protein catabolic process; protein quality control for misfolded or incompletely synthesized proteins.